This is a messenger RNA of Agrilus planipennis (emerald ash borer), 2732 nucleotides long. RefSeq lists its product as uncharacterized. The record is from RefSeq and is a predicted model, not a curated record. NCBI's taxonomy places the organism in Eukaryota, Metazoa, Arthropoda, Insecta, Coleoptera, Buprestidae. The transcript has 9 exons. The coding region runs from base 114 to 2609 and encodes 831 amino acids.
CGGACAUCUACCAUCUAUUAUUAUUUUACAGUUUAACGGUUUUUUUACUUUUUCAAAAACUGAAUGUGAAUGUUAUAAUUAGUGCUUUGUAUUAACAAAUACUAAAACUAAAAAUGGAUAGUUCUAUUUUGUCGGAAAAAUACAAGAUUCCUGAGAAAUGUAUCGAGAAGUUAGACGCAAGUGUUAAAAGACUUUCUCCAACUUACAGUACAGUACAUCUGGAAGAAGUUUUAAAGUCUUUUUUAAAACUUGGCAUAUUUAGUAAAGAAAACCAGCAGUAUUGUAGUGAUGUUAACUUCGUAACACCAAGUGAGUGUAAGUUUAUAAACUCACAAGAGAAGAGUUUAAAGCUGGGCACAUGGUCAUUCAAAUCCCAUUCUAAAAACAAAAAUGAUAUACUGAUUGGAUACUUAGAACUACUACCAUCACAUGGGGUUAUACUUUUGAGAGACAAAUCUUAUAAAAUCCCUUGUGCAAUAGCAUGUAAUGAAACGUCAAGUAUUUCUGCAUAUAUUGAUAAAUGUGUCAUAGUUAUAAACUACACAGUAUUUACUGAAUCAUAUAACAUUCCAAACCUUAAUGACUGUGAAUUCAUAUUCUUCAAAAUACAUGAUGUGGCGGUUGUAAAUAGUAACCUUUUGGGACCAGCAGAACCGGAAAAUAAAAGAUGUAAGGAAAUAUGUACUACAAGCCUUAGAUGCCGUAUUAUAAGAAAAUCUCCAGUGUGCCUUUCACAAAUCUGUAAUCCAGAAAUUUGGUUUGAAAUUGAAGUAAUUAUUCCUGACCAAUCUCCAAAAAAUGAAUUGCUUUGUUUAGGAUUAAAUUUGAUAAAAGAAGGAGUAUUACUUGAGAAGGGAAAAGAAUAUAUAUUUUUUUUUUCAAAACCAUGUGAACUUUAUACAAACUAUGAAAUUAAAAGGUUUAGACCAAACCUGCCUUCCAGAAGAAUAAAUGAUGCAUCAUUUUUUGUCGAAACAAUAAACUCCCAUAAAGACACUAGAGAUGUUGUUUUAAAUUUAGAUCAGGCUUUUGCCAAUUUAAAAACCAUGUCUUAUGGCACGAUAAUAUCCUUUCAAGGAAAGUUACACAACAAAAAGUUAGUCAGGCCUAAUAGUUCAAGGACCCAGUCGACAAACGUUGCUGGAUUUGGAACACCCGGCCUAGACACUCAUGUAUUGGAAUUUAAUUGUAAAGAUGGGCAACAAUUUAUUCUGUACUUGAAUAAUUGGGAAAGAAAUGCGAAGCCGUUAGGCUUAAUACCGGAAAUGGAAAUAUUAGUUAGAGAUGUUGCUGUUCAAAGCAACCGUUAUUACAAAUCGACUGUAUUUACUGAUUUUGAAGUAAAAGACUAUGGCCGAAACGUAAUAUUGAACUCAGUUCACUUGGACCCACAGGAAAACAUGCCUUCUAGAAAAAUAAAUGAUGCAUCAUUUUUUGUUGAAACAAUAAACUCCCUUAAAGACAGUAGAGAUGUUGUUUUAAAUUCAGAUCAGGCUACUGCCAAUUUAAAAGAAGAAAAGUCUCAUUCUGAAGGCAUAAGCGCCAGCAAAGAAAACAGUUCUAAUUCCAAAAACAGAAAAACUGAUUGUGGUUCAGGCACAAGAUUUGCAGAGGUGUUAGAUAUGCUGCAGUCCAUCAGUUCUAGCAAAGUUAGAAGAAAAGAAAAAAAUUCAACACCUUUGAAUUCUGAAAACUAUAAUAGUCAUGAGUUAAAAGCCAAAUCUUAUGGCACGAUAAUACCCUUUCAAGAAAAGUUACAUAACAAAAAAUUAGUCAGGCCUAAUAGUUCAACGACCCAGUCGGCAAACAUUGCUGGAUUUAGAACAUCCAGCCUAUUCACUCAUGUAUUGGUAUUUAAUUGUAAAGAUGAGCAAGAAUUUAAUGUGUACUUAAAUUACUGGGACAGAAAUUCGGAUCCGUUAAGCUUAAUACCGGAAAUAAAAACAUUAGUCAGAGAUGUUGCUGUUCAAAGCAACCGUUAUUACAAAUCGACUGCAUUAACUGAUUUUGAAGUAAAAGUCGAUGGCCGAAACAUAAUAUUGAUCCCGGUUAACUUGCCCCCACAGGAAAACAUAAAGAUAGGAAUUGACAGGCCUACUUUUCUUGGAUAUGGACAUAAGCUGCCCGAAAGGAUUACAAUUUUCGCCAGAUUUUCUGAAAUUGAAAUACGCUCGCUACGAAUUAAGAUUUCGUGUUCAAACUGUUUAACGAUUUAUUGUUCUUGUGGAAAUGCCGACAUUACAGUAAAUCUAAUGUGCUUCGUUUUUGACGGAUUCGGAAAAGCAGUUCUGAUUGCUAAUGAUUUAGAAUUUCUGAGGUUGGUUCUACAUAUUUCACAGUAUAGUUGGAAUAGUUGGUGUAAAGGUUUUAAGCUGUAUGGUCCUUUCAAUUAUAAUGGACAGUGUUCUCCAGAAGAAACGGGUGUUCAUGACAGGGACAUGUUUGCAAAAAAAUUGUAUACAUUGAUAACUAUCAUUAAUCGUGGUGUAACGAAUUCAUAUUCAAUAAAUGUGAAGUGUAGGAAAAUCGUGAGAAAGCAUGAUCCUCAGCAUGAAUAUUUGCCAAUGUUUUAUUGCUUGAAAGCAAGAAGAAGUUCCAGACAUCAAUAGAUAUUUUUUUUUAUUUUUACAUAAUUACUUAAGUUUAUUUUGACAAGUUUCUUUAUUAACAGGCGAAUUAUAUGACCGAAUUAGGUUUUUUCUUUGAAAUAAAUAUUUCUUCGAUCUUGUGAA